Molecule: messenger RNA, 2028 nt
Organism: Pieris rapae (cabbage white)
Lineage: Eukaryota; Metazoa; Arthropoda; Insecta; Lepidoptera; Pieridae
Exons: 5
Coding region: 162-1667 (501 amino acids)
Molecular function (GO): zinc ion binding; nucleic acid binding
Source: RefSeq, a predicted model, not a curated record
AAAUUUUUUUAUUGAAGGUACCUAAACCCUCAAUUCAAUUGUAGUAACAUCUUUCUCCAUCCUUCAGUCGGUAGCGUGAUUUAGAGGCAAAGGUUUCUUUCAUGAGAUCUAUUGUUCAAAUCUAUUAUUCAAAUUAACGUUUGAAUUGUAAUAUAGUAGAAAUGACGAUGUCAACGUUGCAUAAAAACGCAAUAAUAACAGGUAGUUUUGAUUCAUACUGCCUCCUUUGUGAAGUUCAUUUAAAGGACAACGCGGAAGAUCAUAUCCACGUGCCUGAGCAUAAAGAAAAUUUACAGAAUUCCAACUAUGUACAGAAGUAUAAAUUUCAUCAUAUACGUAAAGUAUUGAAAGGAUACUAUUGCGAAUUCUGUAAUAUUCUCCUACCGACCUUAGUUAACAUAGGUCUUCAUGUUACAUCCAAAAACCACGAACGUAAAGUAGGAAUUGGACUUUUGAAAGAAGUAGAUGGAGGCGUCACUGCUUUUGACCGGAUGUUUAUAGACAAUCAGGCAUGGAAUGGUCUUAUCGAAGACACAAUUUGUUGCCUCUGCAGUGAAGAAUUUAAUGAUAAAUCUGUGCAUUUAAAGCAGCCUUCGCAUAUUCUUCACCUCAUUCAAAAAGAUGUACACAUGAAGGAACACGGAAUUGUAUACCGAAAUGUUGAUACCACUACCUUACAUUGUAUGGUUUGCAAUAUAAUCUUAGCAAUUAAGGACGGUGAUUUACAUUUUGAUAGUACACCACAUUUGGAUCAAUUUCGUAAAAGCUGUGAGCUCAAAAAUAAAUUAGACGAAAAUUCGAUAAAAACAAGAAUUGACAAAAUAAUAAAACAGGAGGUAAAGCCGCCUGUAAUUGAACAUUCUACAUGUGUUAAAAAUAAAGAAACCGAUGUCAAAAAGUGCACUGAUAAUAAUAAUAAUAAUAGCAAACAUAAUGACGUAAUAAAAACUGAAGAAGACAAAAAAACGAAUGCAGCCAAAACUAAACCAGAAGAAAGCAAAAUAGAAGACGGACUGCGUCACCCAUUCCAAGCUAAGGAAGAAGCAAAGUUACUUGCUAAAAAAAACAAAAUCAAAUAUAAGUUCGCCAAACAAAGUGCUUACUGCUGCGUGUGCGAUGUCACCAUAUCAUCGUCUCUGAAAAGAAUUAAAGAACACAUAGAAGAAAGUAGUCAUAAAAAAAAUCUUCUAAGAAAUGAAAUGCCAGCGAAUUGUAAGAAAGCUAAUAUUAAGAUUGUUACAGUUCCUUAUGGGAUUUUCGUAAAUUGCAUUACGGAGUAUGAAAGCGCGCUAAUAUCCGGACCAUUUGGUAAUUGGACUGUUCUAAAUGAGGAGCUUUGUAUAGAGUCUAUAAGCCACUUAUUGUUUACAGUAAAUUGUUCAUUAAUACGAUGUCAAGCAUGUAAGGAAACAGUUGACAUUUCAAAUCUACAAACACACAAAGAUAGUCACAGACAUGUGAAAGCGAUAAUGUUUAUUCCCGUGGUUAUUACACUGAAAGGUGAAUUCGUUAGAGAGAUUCAAACUGGACUGUACCACUGUGGUUUCUGCAAUCUAGUAGCUGGAGAUUGGGAAAAUUUAACAAUGCAUUUGGAAUCAGACACACAUCAUAAAAGGAAACAUCAAUGUCAUUUACAGCAUGUCCUUUUGAAACGAUUAGUUAACUAGACAGAAGAUGACCAAUUAUUGUAUUGAGCCAGUAUAUAUAUUUAUAUUUCUAUUGUUAUUUUAGAUGUUGCUCCAAAACAAAUAAAUCUACUUUGUUUUGGAAUAUAUAUUUAUUAUAUUCUUAAUCUAUUGUUGUGUUUUUCUAUUCUAAUUAAUUGUAUGCUACUAAUUUGAUUUCUUAUUACUUCUUGCACUAUAUAUAAAUAUGUUUGUUUAAAGAAUUUACAAAAAUGGUUGCAAUUAAAGUUUUAGUAUAUUUAUGUGAAUGUUAUGAUUUAUGAAUAAGUACAAUGUUGAAAAUUAUUUAUGAAUAGUGAUUCUAUUUUGUUAUAAAUUUUAUAAUAAAAAUAAGAGUAUAUUA